Molecule: messenger RNA, 1319 nt
Organism: Drosophila busckii
Lineage: Eukaryota; Metazoa; Arthropoda; Insecta; Diptera; Drosophilidae
Exons: 2
Coding region: 71-1234 (387 amino acids)
Biological process (GO): chromatin organization
Cellular component (GO): nucleus
Source: RefSeq, a predicted model, not a curated record
AUAGACAUAACAGUCACAAGAAUUAAAAAUUGUUUAAAUUACAGACUAAGCAUCAAUUAAACGCUGCACCAUGUUAGAUGUGCCAGCCACAAAAAGCAAGUGCAGCAAAUGCCAAAAAGAAUUAGAGAUACCGGAGCAGAAGGAAGCAAUUGCGCUCUGCAGUGAUUGUGCAGCAACUAAGGAUGCCAAGACAAUAACAGAGCAGAAGUCAGAGCAGGAAAAGAAGCCCGAGGAAUCUAUGGUCAUAAAUAUGGAUAUAGAUACAGAUUUGACGACUACGGAGACUAUGAAGGAAAUGGAUGAACUGGAUAACAAUCCGGAGGACGACAUACCCCUCAAACAGCUAGCAACAGAGGCGGUCAAACAGCCAGAGAAAACAACAGAGCCUGCAGAAACGAAACCUGCUACUCCAGUAGCGAAAGUUAAGCCUGAGCCAGCAGCAAAAACUAAACCUGAACCAGUAGCAGAAACUAACGAAAAGAAGCCCAAAGUCCAGCCAACGCCACCACGUGCAACGAAAGUAACGCGCAGCAAUCUCAACGGGACACGCUCGCCCUCAAUUAUCAAGCGUUUACGCAAAAGCACGCGCAGCACACGCUUCAAGGCAAAGCUCAAUGGGCGCGGUAAUGUUGUAAAUGGCACAACCAAUGGACAAGCCGGCGCAGCAACUGGUGCUGGCGGCACUGCAAGUACAGGAAGUGCCAGCAGCAAAGGAAAAUCUGGAGCAGGCGGUGGUUUUGGUGGAGCCGCAGCAGCUGCACGCAAUCGUCGCGCGCUGUUCAAGCGUCCGGCACAGAAGACGCCACGAGUGCAGGCCUGCACCAGAUUCGUCAAGAGCGUCUUCAACAAAGGCAGCUAUAUGCAAAUUGGUGACAUUGUGAGCAUUGUGGACAGUGAACAGAAUGUUUACUAUGCACAAAUACGUGGACUAUUGGUAGAUGCAUAUUGUGAAAAGUCGGCUUUUCUCACCUGGCUUAUUCCCACGCAGGAUAGUCCCGAUCCCAAAGAAGGUUUCGAUCCAGCCACGUAUCUGAUUGGUCCCGAUGAGGAGCUCUCACGCAAGCUUUCCUUUCUGGAGUUUAUUAUGCAUGCGCCCAGCAAUUAUUAUUAUGAUAACACAACGCCAUUUCCAUUGCCAGACAUGGAUGAGUACACAUCGCAACGUGCGGCAGGCUACAUCUGGACGCGAUUGCCCACCGUGAAGCGUGAACGGGAACGCAAAGCGGCUGCCUAGCGUCGGGUUAUGCGUGUGAAACGCGCAGCUGCAGCUAAAGUAAAAUUUAAAUUAUUAAAUUAAAGCAAUCAUGUUUAAAUUAUAA